GCUAGCUGCACGUCCGCGACUGCGAAGAAACAAACAGCCUAGCUGCACAUCCGCGACCGGCGAUGCUCCCUUACGCAACGGCGUCCGACGCGGAGGCGGCGCUGAGGCGCGCCAUGACGCGCGCCGAGGCAGCGUGGUUCCGGUACACGGCGGCGAAGGCGGACUACUACCUUUACUACCACACUGUCGCCGUCCUCCUUGCCGUCUACACCCUGCUGCCGCUCAUGCUCGCGCUUCUCGAGCUCGGCGCGCCGGCCGUCGCCCUGCGGUACAAGCUGCAGCCCCGGGGCGCGCGGCUGUCGCCGGCCGGCUUCCUCCGCUGCUACACGGACACCGCGCGCUUCUUGCUCCCCCUCGCCGCCCCUGUCCAGCUGCUGUCCUAUCCUGCGGUCAAGAUGUUGGGGAUCCGGAUGGGGCUGCCGCUGCCGUCGGCGGGGGAGAUGGCGGCGCAGCUGCUCAUGUACCUGCUUGUGGAGGACUAUCUCAGCUACUGGGUCCACCGGCUGAUGCACACCAAGUGGUGCUACGACAACAUCCACCACGUCCACCAUGAGUACACUGCACCCAACGGCUUCGUCGCGCCAUACAUGCACUGGACCGAGGUGCUCAUCCUCACCGUCCCCACCGUCGUCGGCCCGGUGAUCGCGCCUUGCCACAUGAUCACCUUCGGCAUCUGGUUUGUGAUAGUGGCUAUUUCGGCCAUCGAGACCCACUGCGGGUACAACUUCCCGUUCAACCCGACAAAGCUUAUCCCGUUCUGGGGAGGAGCAGAGUUCCACGACUACCACCACUACUUGGGAGGGAACUGCCAGAGCAACUUUGCAACUGUGUUCACGUAUUGCGAUUAUCUGUACGGGACAAAUAACGCCUUCAGACGCCACAAGGCAGGCCAAGCAAAGCUGAAGAUGGUGUCGGAAAAGAAUGUCGAGAAAUGAAGGAGAAAAUUGAGUGAAAGAAGACUAAGCAUUACAUACCUUCAGAUGAUAUGCUCCGUAGGAUCAUUCUGAUCGAUCCUGGCUCGUGAUACUGUGCCCUGCUCGUGAUAUGUAUGAUAUUCAUAUACAGUGCGUCAGCAAUUAGAACACGGGCAUAUCUAUGUUAUCUUCCAACAUUGAUCAUUUACUUACUGUUUAGCUUGUGUACUUCCCGGUUGUCAUGACGGACAGUUAAAAUGAUUUGGUUAAGCUUAUCGUAAUAAUAUAUUAAUACCACUGGCU
Molecule: messenger RNA, 1217 nt
Organism: Triticum dicoccoides
Lineage: Eukaryota; Viridiplantae; Streptophyta; Magnoliopsida; Poales; Poaceae
Product: very-long-chain aldehyde decarbonylase GL1-10-like
Exons: 6
Coding region: 63-935 (290 amino acids)
Biological process (GO): lipid biosynthetic process
Molecular function (GO): iron ion binding; oxidoreductase activity
Source: RefSeq, a predicted model, not a curated record